Molecule: messenger RNA, 1531 nt
Organism: Heterotrigona itama
Lineage: Eukaryota; Metazoa; Arthropoda; Insecta; Hymenoptera; Apidae
Source: the annotation of a GenBank genome assembly
CACAGAUGCGCAAUGUGAUGUCAACAACGUGUGUAUAAAAUGUAGAUUGUGCCUUUUACAUUGCACAUAUUAAUGGAAAUGUGCAUAUUUUAUUAUUAUUUCUCUAUUGAUGGCGUGAUUCUGCAAUUUUCCAUUUAUUAUCAAUUGUGACAAAACUAAACGAACAUGGCUGGCCAACAACAUCCAUUUCCAUCUGGGUUUCCUAGUGUACAACAAUCUGCAAUGAGAACGCAGUUUGGCGGAGGACAAAUGGUAUCUGGCUUAAUGGGGCCACAACAAGGUAGUAUGGUGAAUCCACAACAAUUUGGAGUUGGUGUAGGAGUCGGAGUUGGCGUGGGUGGAGUAGGCUCCAAUACUAUGGGUAUGCCUAGUGCUCAACAAGUAUUGGCACAGCAGCAACAACAACAACAGUCUGUUGCAAUGCAACAACAAGUACAACAAAUGCAACAGGCACAAUUACAAUUACAACAACAACAACAAGCUGCAUUGGUACAACAGACUAAUCCAGGAAGCAACCAAGCUACAACGCCACAAACACCUGUACCUCCUACACAACCACCACCACCUCAACAACAACAACAACAACAUAAUAAGGAAUUUAACACUGCCAGUUUAUGUAGAUUCGGUCAAGAAACUGUACAAGACAUUGUUAGUCGUACCUUGGAAGUCUUCCAAACAUUAAGAGUUCUUCAACUACCAAAUGGUAUGGCACAAGGAGCUAAUUUAGCUAAUGAAAAAAAGAAUAAAGUACAGGAGCAACUAAGGACUCUUAAGUUAUUGUUUAGACGUUUAAGAGUAAUUUAUGAAAAAUGUAACGAAAACUGCCAACUUCAAGGUAUGGAAUAUACACAUAUAGAAAGUUUAAUUCCUCUAAAAGAAGAGUGGGAUAUGAAAUCCGAUGAAAGAAAGACUUCUGAAGCUUAUAGACUUGCAUGUGAAGAAAGCAAAGAAAUCAUGGAGCAAGUGGUAUUAAAAAACAGGCAUCUUAAAGAAAUCAUUGAUCAUCUAAGACGUAUUAUUUCAGAAAUAAAUACAAUGUUAAAUAUGCGUCGAUCUUGAACUAUAAAAUGUAAAUAAAUAUUUAUAUAAGUUAUUAAAUAGCAGCGGUGAAAAAUAAAAGUAUUCUUUCUUAUGUAAUAUAAGAAAAUUAGUAUUAUUUACCUCUGUGUUGAGAGUUUAUUAAUGUCAUUCACAUCCAGAUAAAUAAUGUCACUUGCUCUUAAAACAGCUUCUGGAAUCGUGCCUAAUGGUGUCUCUAAAUUCCUUACAUACACUUCCAAGCAAUCCACAUCAGAACCUCUAAAUUCAGCAGAAACCCGUGUAUUUUCAUAUAGAUGAAAUUUUGCUUGUUUACCUAUAACAAUUCCAGUAAUUAUACGUAGAAAUCGUUCACGCAGAAAUGCACGUGCUUCUUGUUUUUCAGUAGUUGCAAAUUCCACAUUCGUAUUAUUUUCAUUCAAUUGUAUAUUAUCUUCAACCGAAUUCGUCAUUUUGUCGGAAAAUUUGUUGAUUUCUAAAAGUAACAACUGCU